UCUGAGUGAUAGGGUUACAGAUGUGUGUCAACACACUCAGCUUUCUGGGAUAGAAAAUAGAUCAUGAAAAUGAGAGAACUUGACAGAGACAAUGACAGUAUGCAGUCUGUCAGACUAGAUUUAGAAUGAAGUGUGUGUGUGUGUGUGUGUGUGUGUGUGUGUGUGCGCACAUGCGUCACGCACUAAGAGAUUUAAGAAAGAUGAAUGAGCUAACAGUGGAAAAUUCUGAAAUAAAAAGAAUAUAAGUUUAGUAAAUGGUGAUAGGCUUUUAUUGUGUUGAUAGAUAAGAGGAGAGGUUAUUUGACAAGAGCACAUUGUGGGGUCUAAGGCUUAGAGGCAUAGGAGAGAUUUGGAACUGAGAAGAACUAGCCAGGAAUGAGUAGAAGUUUUACCAGAUACUAUUGGCAGAUAAGCUGUAAUCAGAUAUGGUGAGUUUGUAUUGAAACUGAUGGGUAUGAUUAAAUGACUUCAGUAGCAAUGCUCAGGUCAUCGGGAGUGGAAACAAAUAAAGUCUGAGAUUUGGCUCCACGUGGGCUCUCGUAAACAAAGGCCAUCAGUUCUGGGACCUGAGGGAAUUGGGGGAAGGAUUGUUCUGGUAUAGAUAUGACUACAAAUGCAAUGACAAACCUGGAAGUACAGAGUGGCCAGGGAGACAAAUAUUGUUAAAGAAAGUUGAUAGACCAGGAAAACAGGGAGUUACUAAGUAACCAGUGGACACAGAAGAAGAAAUUCUAGGUUGAAGGAGCAAGAAGGAUAGUUGAAAAGGUCAGGCAGAGAACUUAAGAGCUAAAAGAGUUAGGAGACAAAGCAAACACAUUCUGGGCACAGAUGAGGACCUAGUUGUGACCCUGACGCUGAGAAGCAAAGUCUCCAGGAGCUGAGGUCGGUGUGAAGCUGAACAGAAGGUCUGCAAGCAGAUACAGGACAGAGCAGCGGCCAUUCACAAGGAUGCUGAAGCUCCUGAGGAGACGCAGAUCGCCCAAUGAGCUGCUAAGUCGCACAUCUCUGGAGACCCAGAAGUUGGAUCUGAUGACUGAGGUGUCUGAGCUGAAGCUCAAGCUGGUUGGUAUGGAGAAAGAACAGAAAGAACAAGAAGAAAAACAGAGAAAAGCAGAGGAGUUACUGCAAGAGCUCAAGCACCUCAAAAUCAAGGUGGAGGAGCUGGAGAACGAGCGGAACCAGUAUGAGUGGGAACUGAAGGCCACCAAGGCUGAGGUAGCCCAGCUGCAAGAACAGGUGGCCCUAAAAGAUGCAGAAAUUGAGCGUCUCCACAGCCAACUCUCCCGGAGUGCAGCUCUCCACAGCGACCAUGCAGAUCGAGAUCAAGAAAUCCACCGUCUGAAAGUGGGGAUGGAAACACUGCUGGUUGCCAAUGAGGAUAAGGACCGUCGGAUAGAGGAGCUGACGGGGCUGUUGAACCAGUACCUAAGGGUAAAGGAGAUUGUGAUGGGGCCUUCAGAAAGAACCCUCUCCAUCAAUGAAGAUGAAAUAGAGGGAAGCUUCCGAAAAUGGAAUACCACAACUAAAAGCCCGGAGGAAGUCCUGAAGCAAGAGAUAUCACCACGAUGCAGCUCUCCCACCCCAGGACCACCUCCUUUGCCACAGAAAUCGUUGGAGACCAGGGCUCAGAAGAAACUCUCCUGUAGUCUAGAAGACUUGAGACGUGAAUCUGGGGAUAAGUGUGUCGAUGGGAACCAGCUGUCCCCGGUGGGAGAGCCCAAGGACAGCUCUUUCCUAGCGGAGCAGAAAUACCCCACAUUACCUGGGAAGCUUUCAGGAGCCACACCCAAUGGAGAAGCUGCCAAAUCUCCUCCCACUGCCUCCCUCCAGCCUGACUCUUCAGGGAGCAGCCAACCAAAGCUGAGAGACACAGAAGGAGGUUGGGAAGAUAUAGUCAUGGCCAAUGAACUCUCAUCUGCUUCGUCUGGUACUGAGUCAAGCCCCCAGUCUCCCUUGACACCAGAUGGCAAACGGAGCCCCAAAGGCAUUAAGAAAUUCUGGGGGAAAAUCCGAAGAACUCAGUCUGGAAACUUCAAUACUGAUGCACCGGGUAUGGCAGAGUUUCGACGAGGUGGGCUCCGAGCGACUGCGGGGCCAAGACUUUCUAGGACCAGGGACACCAAGGGACAGAAAUGUGAUGCCAAUGCCCCCUUUGCCCAGUGGAGCACAGAACGUGUAUGCGCAUGGAUGGAGGAUUUCGGCCUGGGCCAGUAUGUGAUCUUUGCCAGACAGUGGGUGACAUCUGGACAUACACUACUGACAGCUACCCCUCAGGACAUGGAAAAGGAGCUAGGGAUUAAACACCCCCUCCAUAGGAAGAAGCUGGUUUUAGCAGUAAAAGCUAUCAACACUAAGCAAGAAGAAAAGUCUGCGCUGCUGGACCACAUUUGGGUGACACGGUGGCUUGAUGAUAUUGGCUUACCCCAAUACAAAGACCAGUUUCAUGAAUCAAGAGUAGAUGGACGAAUGCUACAAUACCUAACUGUGAAUGAUCUACUCUUCUUAAAAGUCACCAGCCAACUACAUCAUCUCAGCAUCAAAUGUGCUAUUCAUGUGCUACAUGUCAACAAGUUCAACCCCAACUGCCUGCACAGGAGGCCUGCUGAUGAGAGUAACCUUUCCCCUUCCGAAGUUGUGCAGUGGUCCAACCACAGGGUAAUGGAGUGGCUGCGAUCCGUAGACCUGGCAGAGUAUGCACCCAACCUUCGAGGGAGUGGCGUCCAUGGUGGCCUCAUUAUCCUGGAGCCCCGCUUUACUGGGGACACCCUGGCUAUGCUUCUUAACAUCCCUCCACAGAAGACGCUCCUCAGGCGCCAUUUGACCACCAAGUUCAAUGCCCUGAUUGGUCCUGAGGCAGAACAGGAAAAGCGAGACAAAAUGGCCUCACCCGCUUACACACCUCUGACCACCACGGCCAAAGUUCGGCCUAGGAAACUUGGAUUUUCACAUUUUGGAAACAUGAGAAAAAAGAAGUUUGAUGAAUCUACAGAUUACAUUUGCCCCAUGGAGCCUGGAGAUGCUGUCAGUGACAGCCACAGGGUCUACGGUGUCUACAGGGGUCUCAGUCCCCUUGAUAACCAUGAACUAGAUGGUUUGGACCAGGUGGGACAGAUAAGCUGACGCCCCUGUCAUCUGCCUUCUCUGUGCACGGAGAGCUCGCAGUAACACCGUGUGUCACCACAUAACUGCACUUCACCCUCGUUCUUGUGCAUGACCUGCAGAAAACAAUUGUGUCUUUGGGCUGGUCUCACUACACACCGUAAGGAUGGUCAGGAUAUGCAGUUAUACAGCCACAAAGGGGACAGACUUUCUGGAACUAUAGCCAAAUGUGGACUCUGGGAAACCACCUGGAGACAUUUGUAGAUGUUUAGUAAUUCAUAGUAUCCAUAUUUCAGCUGGAAACACAUGAGCAGAGGCAGGCCCUGGGCAAUCACAAAAGGUUCAGUUCUCAGACACUGCCCCUAUACUUCAGUCGAGGAAAGAAUUCAAGUGCCUUAGACCUGUGAGACACAAAGCCUUGGCUGAGAUCAAAGUGCCAACAGCGGAUGUUUAGGCCAUAGUGACAAUGUAAUUUGAUUGUAACUUACUAUAGGGUGGCCACUUGUUUCUGAUAAUAAAAAAAUAUUUAUGUAGAAA
Molecule: messenger RNA, 3636 nt
Organism: Mus pahari (shrew mouse)
Lineage: Eukaryota; Metazoa; Chordata; Mammalia; Rodentia; Muridae
Gene: Ppfibp2
Product: PPFIA binding protein 2
Exons: 20
Coding region: 949-3120 (723 amino acids)
Biological process (GO): neuromuscular junction development
Cellular component (GO): presynaptic active zone
Molecular function (GO): protein binding
Source: RefSeq, a predicted model, not a curated record